Messenger RNA from Drosophila willistoni, 1828 nucleotides. Its product is annotated as protein tweety-2. The record is from RefSeq and is a predicted model, not a curated record. Lineage: Eukaryota; Metazoa; Arthropoda; Insecta; Diptera; Drosophilidae. Gene Ontology annotation, molecular function: volume-sensitive chloride channel activity; intracellularly calcium-gated chloride channel activity. Gene Ontology annotation, cellular component: plasma membrane.
AACAACAGGAAUCACAUCAAGCUAUAACAACAACAACAACAACAACUACUACUCCAUCCCCCUUUUCCCCCUCCCGACGGAGUGUGUGUGAAUCUCUCCUUCGCGUGCUUCAUUUACUCUCUCUGGCUGUCUCCGCUCGUGGGUGUGUGUGUGUGUGAGUGUUUUUACUGCGCGCGUGUGUGUGUGUGUGUUUCUGUUCUCUGUGUGUAACAAGGAAAAAUGGAACAGCCGAGCAUACUCGUAAAAAUUCUGCAUUCAAUACCACAUGUGAAUUACACAUUUCGCCGGGUUAAUGACACCUUCAAUCCGGAUAGCGAUGUUUACCUAGAGAGCCUGGGUAUACUUGCCUCAAUACCCGCCGGAUUGCUUAUACUAUCAUUAUUGGGUCUGCUACUAUAUCUACUGACAAGAUGCUGCGAUCGAAAACAACGCAAACCAAGUGCCCAAAGGUGUCAGAGUUGCUCCUUGGUCAUCAUAACCCUGAUGACCUGUGCCGCCAUCGGACUAGGUUUAUAUGGUAAUGAUGAUUUCCAUAAUGGUCUGCUGCAGGCCUUCAGCUCUGGCAAGAAUGUGGAGGGACUUGUUCUAACACUUAAGCGACAGACUGAAAGUAUUAAGCAUGAUUUGGACACAAAGAUGACAUCCCAUAAAAUCGAACAUCUAGUUGAGAAGCCUCAAUACAAUGAGACGGUUGUAUUGCAAUUGCUUGAGACAUCCCGUGUGGUUAGAGAGACCACUUCGAGAGCUGUCACCUCGCUGGAUAACAUGGUCCUGUAUUUCAUGAAGACCAAGGGCAGUGAGAAUGAUACUUCGCUAAUGGGUCUGCUUUCUCUGGGUGAAUUUUACGAGUCCAUACGUUGGCCAGCCACAUUGGCCUUUUUAACCAUUUUACUGCUACUCUGCACUGUUCUGGUUAUUGGUGUCGCCCGACGAUCACGUUGCACAUUGAUUUUCUUCAGUGUAUCGGGUCUAUUUUGCAUUAUCAUCUGUUGGCUGCUGGCUGGACUUUAUUUGGCUUCCAGUGUGGCUGCCGGGGAUUUCUGUAUGCGUCCACAUGAAUAUAUGUGCCGUCAAGUGGGCAUGCGGAGUCCAUAUGUUUAUUUCCUCAAUUGUGGCACCCUGCGCAAUCGUUUCAUAUUGCGUCUCAAUGAAUCACGAGAUUUGGUGGAUCGUGCCCGAGAGAAUGUAGACACUAUGCAACGUAUGAGUCAGGAGACUUAUCCUCGUAUCGAUGUACAGCGGACACUGAACGCCAUGGACUCGGAUCUCGAAGAGACGAGACGCAAUUUGACAACACUCUCAGCCACGCUGGAUAGACGGGCCAUCGAUCGACACUAUGAGGAUGCCUUGCGUGGCUUGUGCGGUGGCGGUUUGUUAGGUCUCAGUUUGAUGAUGGUCGCUGGCCUAUUGACGGCAUUUCUAUUAACCAUAUUGGUGUAUGCCGAUUCUCAUGCCUGGAUCUAUUUGAGUAAACGCAGACCCACCAUGGAUGCAGACAAGUCAGAGACGGCGCCUCUAUUUCCAGCAUCGAAUGCGCCAAGUGCUAGCAUUUCGCCCACUGCUCCGCUUAGUACUGGCACCAUUAAUCGUACCCUGUUGCAUCAUCAGCAGGCGCACGGUAGCUCCGGCAUGGGAGCUAUUGGCGCCUCCGGCACAUUGCCCAGUUCGGGCAGUCUAAUGGGCGGCAAUGGCGUCGGUGGAGGAGGCGGCGGCGGCGGCAAUGGCCCCUAUCGCAAUGGCACAGUGGGCCUGAGACAAGGGUUGGCAUCACCAUCAUCACAAUCAAGCCACACAUCAUCUACUACAACAACUUACAACCACCACAACC